Marchantia polymorpha subsp. ruderalis is the source of this 854-nucleotide messenger RNA. The record is from the annotation of a GenBank genome assembly. Lineage: Eukaryota; Viridiplantae; Streptophyta; Marchantiopsida; Marchantiales; Marchantiaceae.
CUGCAGUAUCACUGCACUCAAUAAACUUAAAUUCAAUAAAAAACUCCAUCCCAGGAAGUUUCAAAUUCAUCAUUGAACGGUCUUAUACAGAUAUAUUCUCAAGAUCAGGCCCGAAUCCUUACAAUUUUCGAUCGAUCUCUUCAAACUAUAACAACUCAAGGAUACUGAGGAUGUCACUGUGUUCCAGGUUCAGCAACUUUCAAAUACCAAUGCGCCUCAUGGUUCGAAGGUUCUACCUUUCCGUAGCGAGCUUCGACUAAAAGAGGCUGGUCAUCCAUGAUUUCAGGAUCAUAGAUCAAAUCAUUCGAGAGACGAUUCUGGAUCCUAAAGGAACCAGGAAACUUGCUCGAAACGAUGAAGUCCCACUCUAAGCCUGGUUCAUCCAUAAUCGAAGAUACGAGUAUGUUCGACCCGCCGGCAGUACUCACGCGCCGUCCAUUUCCUGUUAAGACCCAGGAAUCGUUGCCAUUCUCGGACUUAGUGAGGCGAAAGUGCUUGACCCACAGGCCGAGAUCGUUUGAAAAUGGAUACGGAGUCGACUGCACAGUCGAAAUCCCUGCUUUGUUCAUGCUGUCUACCAAUGCACGAUUGGUCCUCACGUUGACGAUGUGGAAGACUCCGUCGUCGACGGGAAUGGUGUGUGGCAGAGUGGGCACGGCCAUGCUGGCGAGCGUCCAGUAGAACGUAGGCCCGAGUAUCCGUAGCAAGGUGGAGGUGAAGAUCAAGAACGGAAUGUCUCAACCUGCAGCUGUCGUCGAAUGUAGUCGUGAUGACUGACAAGGCUCAACCGCAUCGUUUAUAAGGCUUGUCACACCUCGUUAAAAGGAUGAAAGGAACUGUGAACGAGAUUCUCG